AUGAACAAUUUCGAAUAUUUAUCGGAAACUGAAAGAAAGCUUCUGAAUGAAUGUCCUUAUUCUCUAACUCUUACAAUUGAAGAAUUAACAAAGCCUUCCAAGAAAAUUCGCAUUAAUUGUGAUAAACCACCACGACCACAAAACAGUUGGAUUAUCUUUCGAAAAGAUUUUGAAGCUAAUAUACGUCUACGUAGUCCUGGUGUUAAGAAAAAAGUCAAAAUCACAGCAAAUGAAUGCAGCUUAAAGUGGAAAUUGCAAUCAAGUGAAGUCAAGGAUUUUUUCAAAAUAUUGGAGAAAAUAGCUUGUGAGAAUCAUAAGCGUAUAUAUCCUAAUUAUAAAUAUAAACCAAAACAUGCAAAAAAUUCAAACUAUAAAGAAUUUAUUUUUCGAGAACAGAAAAAAUAUGUAUUUUCUUCGUCAGUUAAGUCAAACACAAUAAAUUCUAAUUCACCUCAGGAAGCGAUGCAAAUCGACGGGAUGUCGUCAUCUUUAACUUCAAACUCACCUCAAGAAGUAAUACAAAUCGACAUGUCGCCAUCUUUAGCUUCUAACUCACCUCAAGAUGCAAUAGAAACAGACGGGUCGUCGUCAUCUUUAACUGCCAAUUCACCCCAAGAAAUCAACAGGAUGUUAUCUUUAGCUUUCCACUCACAAAUCAACAGGUUGCCAUUUUUAACUUCCGAUUCACAAAUCAAUGGGUUGUCAUCACUCUCGACAACCAUUGAUAAUCACCAAGAUACGAAUAACUUUACAACAACCCAUAAUCAUCAUCAAGACUAUACUGAUGAUUUUACGAUCAAUGACAAUGUGCUGGACGCAUUUACCACGUAA
Ambispora gerdemannii is the source of this 831-nucleotide messenger RNA. The record is from the annotation of a GenBank genome assembly. Lineage: Eukaryota; Fungi; Glomeromycota; Glomeromycetes; Archaeosporales; Ambisporaceae.